UGCUGGCUGAAAGCACGACGAUGGGCACAAAAACAAUCUUCAACAUCGAACAAGAGAAGGCGCUGAUAAGCUACAUUCUCCAGGCCAGCGACAUCAACUAUGGAAUUAGUUUGAUGGAGCUUCGUAAGCUCGCGUAUGAAUUUGCUCGGAAAGUUGGCGCGUCGUAUCCGGAUCCAUGGAAUGACGAUCAACAGGCGAGUAAGGAUUGGCAGUUGACGUUCAUGAAACGCCACAAAAAUUUGUCACUGCGAACACCAGAGCAAGUAAACCAGAACCGUGCGAAGCGAUUCAAUAAAGAGAAUGUCGAUGCAUUCUUUGCCAACCUUUCAUCCGUUCUCGGUAAGACGCCGUUUGAACCUCACCGAAUAUGGAACAUGGAUGAAACCGGGUGCCCGACCGUGCCAACCAGACCUGUCAAAACCAUCGCGCGCAAAGGACAAAAGCAGGUCGGCUCAUCAACAUCUGCCGAAAAAGGCACCAAUGUGUCUUUGGCUUUGGCCGUCAGCGCUAGUGGCCAGUCUAAAGCGCCAUUCUUCCUCUUUCCCCGAGUCAACAUGAAAAAGAUUUUUAUGACUCAUGCGAGUCAUGGCGCUGUUGGUGUUGCGAACGGUUCUGGUUACAUGAACUCUGACGUAUUCUCUCAAUUCAUGCGUCAUUUCAUCAAGCACACCGGUGCUAAUGCCGAUUCGCCAACCAUGUUGGUGCUGGACAACGACGGUUCGCAUUUAUCGAUCGAGGCGAUAGAUUUGGCGUUGGAUCAUGGCAUCACGUUGCUGUCUUUUCCGCCGAAAUGCACGCACAAAAUGCAGCCGCUAGAUGUUGCGGUAUUUGCACCAUUUAAAGGCAUGAUGACCGUGAAGCAUGAUGCAUGGAAAAAGUCCAACAUUGGUGUCACUUUCGAUCUGCAUCAUGUGCCGCUCCUUGUCGAUCAGUGCCUCGAUGUUAUGUUAACGCUGAAAACCAUCAAAUCCGGCUUCCGAACAACUGGCAUCUACCCGUUCAACCCGUAAAUUUUCACUAAAGUUGACU
Molecule: messenger RNA, 1029 nt
Organism: Bactrocera tryoni
Lineage: Eukaryota; Metazoa; Arthropoda; Insecta; Diptera; Tephritidae
Exons: 2
Coding region: 21-1010 (329 amino acids)
Cellular component (GO): nucleus
Molecular function (GO): DNA binding
Source: RefSeq, a predicted model, not a curated record